GUGAGACUGGGAGGCCAAAGAGGUUGGAGCCGUGGUUCUGCCCUGACCCCCUUGGGAAGAUAAGGCCCUAGUCAAGUAGUGUCCCUUCAUGGCCGGCCUUGGUUAGGAGCACAGAACGUACUGGACUUUGAAAAUUGCUACUUUCCAGGGGCCUAUUGUGAAAGGGUUACUUCCCCCCCCCUUGCCUGAAGCCGCUGGAUUUUCUCUCAUCUUCAGAGCCGGUCUGAUCUGGCUUCUGGAGUAAAUGCCGUGGAAGUGUAGUGCCGAAGCUUGGAUCCCAGCAGGCCGCAGCUCUAGUACUAGCCCUGCUCUGGUCUCCAGCGACUCACCACUUUCCAGGUGAGAGUUCCGGACAGUCCUCGCUGGCUCCAGGAUGGCUUCUCCUCCUGGCAGGAACAUGAGCCGACUAGACACAAGUAGCAACUGCUCGUUCGAUGCCGUGGAUAAGCUGAUGAGUACCUUGCAGCUGGCCGUCCACAUCCCAACCUUCCUCCUCGGCCUGGUCCUCAAUCUGUUGGCCAUCCGAGGCUUCAGCACCUUCCUGAAGAAGCGGCAGCCGGAAUACAUCGCCACUUCCAUCUACAUGAUUAACUUGGCUGUCUUCGACCUGCUGCUUGUGCUCUCGCUCCCAUUCAAGAUGGCCCUGCCGCAGGUGGAAUCCCCUUCCUCAGUCUUCUGCACUCUGGUGGAGUGCCUCUACUUCAUCAGCAUGUACGGGAGUGUCUUCACCAUCUGCUUCAUCAGCCUGGACAGGUUCCUAGCCAUCCAGUACCCACUCCUGGUCAGCUACCUCCGGUCCCCCAGGAAAACCUUUGGGAUCUGCUGCAUCCUCUGGGUCCUGGUAUGGAUUGGAAGCAUCCCUAUCUACACUUUCCACAGGGAGGAGAAAUACAAAUGCUUCCACAACAUGUCUGACAGCACCUGGAGUGCCAAGGUCUUCUUCCCCCUGGAGAUCUUUGGCUUCCUCCUUCCCAUGGGCAUCAUGGGCUUUUGUUCCUAUAGGAGCAUUCACAUUCUGCUGGGCCGUCCAGACUACACCCAGAGAGCCUGCAUCUGGACCAUUGCUACCAAUCUUGUCAUCUUCGUGGUCUCCUUUCUCCCAGUGCACUUGGGUUUCUUCCUGCAGUACCUGGUGAGGAACGGCUUCAUCUCGGAGUGCAGGGUCAAGCAGAGCAUCAGCCUGUUCCUGCAACUGUCCCUGUGUUUCUCCAACAUCAACUGCUGCCUUGACGUUUUCUGCUAUUACUUUGUCAUCAAAGAAUUCCGCAUGGGCAUCAAGGCCCACCGGCCCUCCACAGUCCAGCUGGUCCACCAGGACACCACAAGCAGCAGGGGUUAAGGGAAGGGACCCCUCUCAAGGGAAGGAAAUCCCGAUCCCAAAUUCUCAUAAGGAACAUCCAGUGCUUCUUUGACACUCGCUAAGUACCAUCUUGGUUCUUUAUACCCCUAAGACCUUUCCACAGCACCUGGACGGCUGACAUAUGUCACGCUUGUUUGGGGUUUUCUAAAGAACCAGGUGACUUCUUCAUUUCUAAGUCCAAAAUGUAUGAAGCAGAAGAGUCGAAAAAGAAAAUGUCACUUUAAAAGUCUGUUUCUCAGCUUUCCCAUCUUUCCGUUCUGUUGGAAGAGUCCAGAAGGGAGGAGAGGGAUGGAGAAAGGAUUAGGGCAGGGAAUCAGGAGCAUUUUGGUGGAGAUACAGGGAUAGGGAGAAAUAUGCCUUCAAGAUGGAGAGAGCUUACACUUCUUCUCCAGACCCUUCUGAAGCUCUGUUGACAAUGACCUCACAGAAAUCGUGACAAAGAGGGCUUUUAGGGGCUGAGCAAAUUCCCUUCCGGCCCUAGAAAGGCACAAGAGGCCAGCCAAACCUCCUCAUGCCCCUGAGAAGGAUUAGAUGGAGGGAGGGGGCUGUGUGAAGCAGGUCAUGGGGAAUCAGGAGUCACUGUGGGGCCAAUGGGGGCAGAGUGGAAAGGAACUAGAAAAUACCCAGGGAAAGAAAGAGACACAAGGAGCUGGAACUGGAUGUCCCCUCUCCUGCUGCUAUCCAGUAGUAGUGCUAUCCCAGGGCUAAGAUGGCCUAAAAAUAAUAGCUGUCUUGAAGGUGACCAGCCUUCUAUCUUGGACAGCCUUGAACUAGUUCAUCAGACCAAUAUGAAGGGGAUGAGAAAGGAUUGGUCUUAACUCGGUUCAGCCAUAGCAGCAUGAAGAAGCUGUCCUUAUUGGGUCCUUGUUGGGCAGCUGGCACUGGUGACACUGUCUAGGAUGCUGGCUAGGAACUGGAGGGGAGGAGGGGGCUUUCUUCACUGGGCAGCACAAAGCCUGGAUUGGAGGAGGGUGGGGAGGCGCUCCCGCCGGUUCCUGGAGGGAAGCUGUAGACAGCUGAAUCAGUGUUGGAGCUUCGGCGGCUCUUCUCACCCUGGCAUGGGAGAUCACAGUGACAGCUGAAAGCCUCGCUUGCGAUGACUCAGCUGCUCCAGAGAGCGAAGUGAUAGAAGGAUAAAUUGUGGGGUGUUUCUGCAAAACGGAAGGAGUGGGGUGAGAAGAAACCCACGAGACUUCACAUGAAUAAGACACAGGUCUUUAGGAAGAGACACGGGCAGCCGGGCAGCCGCAGCCCUAACUAACAGAUCCCACAGGAUAAGAGGCUGGGAGAGGGGUGGAGACCUGGGGAGGAAUGGGGGAAGACGGAGGUGUGGCUAUAAUCCGGCAUCUACCCACAGAGCAGAAGCUGGAGGUGAGCAAGGGUGUAGGAGAAAGGAGAAGCAGGAAGGGAGGAAGAGGAAGGAGGGAGGGAGAGGAGGGAAGGAAAAGGAGGAGAGGAGGAAGGGAGAUGUGCAGGAAGGGCUGAGACAGGGAGGGAUAGGAAAGGUGAGGAGUGAGGGUAGAGGCCGAGCAGCUUCCUCCUGAGAGUCUGUCAUUCCCCUUGGAUUGGAGACCAUGGAAGGGCAGGUACUUCCAGGCCAGGGUGGCUGUGGCAGUGUUUAGGUGGCACUGCGGAGCCACCUGUGGGCCACUGAAGGAAGAUUUAAGGAAGAGAAUUAAGGACCUCCGCAGUGGCUGGAGGAGUGAGGUUACUGGGACCAGAGUCCCACCUCAGGGCUGGGCCUCCAGGAACCUGUCGGUGGAGACCCAGGAAUGAGGGUCCCAACCUUGGGUGCUGUUUUCUCACACCAGAGAUACCAUGCAUCACACUGAGACAGCCUGACUGUCACCUACAGCAGAGCAUUUGGGGCCGCUUUGGGUUAGUCCAUGACUGGGUAGGUCUUGGGACCACCUCCUCCAGGUUCCCUCUGUUUACAGAGCUGUUAGCCCACCCACAGAGUCAAAUAGUCCCUGGUGUGCAAGUCUGCCUGCCAGGCAGGCUUCCCCCGAGCAAAGGCUUAGCAAGCCUGACUGCCCACCAUCCCCAUCGAUGACCAAAGCUAAAACCUGGUGUGUGUCUAGCAAGACUCUAUGGUGGGAAGGGCUUUGUGUCCCCAAGAGGAUCAUUAUCAAAAGGGCAGGGAGUCUGGAGCCAUAACCUGAGCAACGGUAAGGACAAGGUCCCUGGAGGGGUACAGCAGUGUCAGACUGGUGUGGUGACUCUGGACCUGGAGAUAGGGAGGAAUAGGACUUGAGAACACCCUGAUUCAUUCCAAAACAGUGAGUGAAGGGAAGGAAAUUCUUGACUUUUCCCUUGGAGACUUACUUGGGUGUGUCCAGACUCAGGUCAUCAGUCCUAUGGGUCCUCAACUGGCAAUUGGCCCAGCAGUACAGGAAAUGGGGAGGAUUCUAUCCUCUAGAAAGUUACCAUGAAUCACCAGUAAUUUCAAAGAUGCUUGAAAUGAAUGUAGGCUUGGUAGCAGCUGCAGAGAUGCAUGAGGAUUAGAAAGGAUUGGCCAGUGUUAGAGUUGGCGUGCAGCAGAUUGCCACCAGUGAGGGAGGGAAAUCUAGGACUUAGUUGUGGAAAAAGCCCAGAUUCCUGUUACUAACUAAUUAGAAGCUAUUGUUUAACCAUGAAUAUGACCUUAUUUGUACCCAGGCUGGAAAACAUUAGCUACAUGUACAGUUGUGAAAUCUAGCAAAAUUAAUUGGAAAACCAAUUUGAUUAACAUGAUUUAUCAAAUAAAUAAAUUCAUUCAAUGCAUUAUGA
Molecule: messenger RNA, 4129 nt
Organism: Peromyscus eremicus (cactus mouse)
Lineage: Eukaryota; Metazoa; Chordata; Mammalia; Rodentia; Cricetidae
Gene: Gpr55
Product: G protein-coupled receptor 55
Exons: 2
Coding region: 374-1339 (321 amino acids)
Biological process (GO): phospholipase C-activating G protein-coupled receptor signaling pathway; positive regulation of Rho protein signal transduction
Cellular component (GO): membrane
Molecular function (GO): G protein-coupled receptor activity
Source: RefSeq, a predicted model, not a curated record